AUGCCGUCGAAGACCGCGCGCGCGCCCGAGAUGCUCCCGCACUUUGCGUACAUGUCGAUCAGCGAGUUGGCGACGCCGAGGUCUGACGUUAGGCCCGUCCUGAUGGCGCCUCCGUGGAGCUGCUGCCCGGCGGGAAGGGACGCCAGGCUGGCGGCGGCGGAUAUUGCGGAGGUGAGGGUGAAGGAGUUGGGGGAAGGGGAAUUGAGGGAGAAGGGUGAGGGCCGAGUGAGGGUCGGGCUUCUCGUGGCCCGCGAUCAUCGUGUUCCAAGUGAUUAUGUCUCGUUCUUUUAUAGUGUGGAAGAAGCGGGUGGCGUCGGGUGGGCCCGCGCAACGGAAGUACAUGUCGAGGAUGGAGUUCAUGAUGGGGAUGUUGGAUUCGAAGCCGCUCUUGAGUACGGUGGCGUGUAUUUGCUGACCGUAGGGUUGGGAGCCGACCGAGGCACAGGCUCGGAUAGCGAUGGAGACGUUGAAUGGGUUCAGUUCAGCCUCCUCCUGUUUUUUCGGUUAAUAGAUGAGUUUGAGCCCGCCAUGGCCGUCCCCCUUAUGCGUAUAGCCCGUGAUCAAAGAAGUCCACGAAACCGAGUUCUUAACCUCAAUCUCCUCAAAAACUGCAUGGGCCGGGCCCAUGCAGCAGCAGCAGGCGGCGUACAUGUCCAAUAG
Molecule: messenger RNA, 660 nt
Organism: Striga asiatica
Lineage: Eukaryota; Viridiplantae; Streptophyta; Magnoliopsida; Lamiales; Orobanchaceae
Source: the annotation of a GenBank genome assembly